Molecule: messenger RNA, 378 nt
Organism: Linum trigynum
Lineage: Eukaryota; Viridiplantae; Streptophyta; Magnoliopsida; Malpighiales; Linaceae
Source: the annotation of a GenBank genome assembly
AUGCGAUGUCGCUUCAGCGCAGCCUCCAUCAUUCGCCUCGGUAGUGCAAGACUUGUAGAGAUUCAAGUUCGACAUGAUCGAGAUUCAAGUCCGUCGUGCAAUUCCAACCCUCAAAGAUUCAAGUCGUCAUACCAUUACGCUUUAGAGAAUGGAAGUUCUACACCGCCGGUUGAUGUGAAACUCGAAGCCAAAGUGGAAGCGUCAUCAACGGGAUGCGCAUGUUGUCUUCUGAAGUCUGCAAUCGGAAGUUUGGAGACGGUGGGCGCAGAGGUGGGUGGUUCCUCCAUAGCGAGAGCUGGGGCUUCGGAGGCCUCUAGGGUUUGUAGAGUCAAGAAGAAGAAGGAAAAAAGAGAUGCAGUCGCAGCAUCUGGGUUUUGA